This is a messenger RNA of Spodoptera littoralis (African cotton leafworm), 2244 nucleotides long. The record is from the annotation of a GenBank genome assembly. NCBI's taxonomy places the organism in Eukaryota, Metazoa, Arthropoda, Insecta, Lepidoptera, Noctuidae.
AUGUUGUCAGCUUACGCCAGAUUUAUCGUCCGCCACUCCUACCUUACUCUCUUCACUGUAACCGCGAUCUCAUCCAUCCUUACUGUGAUCCCACUGGUAUGCCAUGACUUACCAUCAUUUUCUGAUCCCAUAGUGGGUUUUGAAACGCGAGGAACCACCUUAGCUCAUCGGUUUAUUGCAUGGGAGAAUCUCAUCGAAGAAACAAGACCUUCUCGAAGUCUCGCAGUGAAUCCGAAAGAAAUCGAGGAUCAGAUUCGCAUGAACCAAACAUACUACAACAGAACACGGCAGGACAGACCGAGGUCAGGUCGCGGCCGUUCUAAGAAAAAAGGACGUGACAAAAAGAAAAAGGUACAUCACAACAACGACACAAAUUUUGAAAAGAAUUGGCCACUGGCAGAACCUAACAUAUCUAGUACCCAUGUCCAUUGGGGAUUUGGAAAAAACAAAACAUUUGAAGAUGAAAAUGCAGUCUUCCUAAAAGAUCACACAAGAAAACAAUGGGUAUCUAUUAAAGAAAUGCAGCGUAAACCCGAUAAACCCAUAACCCACAACUAUGCAUCGGGAACCUGUGGACCACCCAUAUCAGAUUAUGCUCAUUUAGUUAUAACUAAUACAGAUAACACAUCUUUAUUAACAUUUGAAAAUGUAGAAAGGAUGUGUAGACUGCAGUCCAUGCUGGUAGAGCUUGGAGAAGCAGAAUAUUACAAAAUGUGCCAAAGGGAUCUACAUUCUGAAGAUGUCUGUUGCCCAGUGUGGAGUGUGCCAAACUACAUAGCUUUAAUGUCAGGCAAGACUUCCUGUGAAAAUUUAAGUAGAGAUGAUACUUCCCAUCCUUUCGAACAGUAUGAUAUGGUGUACAGUAGCAAGUUCUUAUUUGAGAGAUUCGGAAAGGAUAUUGGUACAGGCAGCAAGAUGCCUCUCAGAUGGAUUUGGGGAGUUAAAGCUAUAGAUAAUGGAAAUCACAUGGAUCCUGCUUCUAAAGGUCAUAUAGAAUUUGAUGGUAGCUUUUCAGUUUCGGAGCCUGAUUCUCAAAAGUGGUUGGCUGGAUUUUGUAAUAGAAUUAAAAAACAGCCAUUUUUCCAACCAACUUUAGGCCCUCUACUCCCAAACUGUUUCAUUGAGAGCUUCAAAAUGUACAUGAGCAGACGCUGCAUUGACCAUAUUGACAAAAUUAAUAGAACACCUUGCUGUGAGACAUCAGUGUUUCCUUAUAAAAAAGAAGUGUUUGAAUUCUGUAUUAUAAAGGCUAUGGAGUCCUUGUACCAGACUCCUCGCGAAUUGUUUAUGCCUGGUGUGGCCGGUCCUAAAUUUCUUAGAAGUGCCAAUCCAACUGUCUCAGCAAUUGUAGUCGAAUUUGAGAGUAUUGUGCCCUACUCUAUGUCAUAUACGGAAAUGGAUUAUUUUUAUAGCCAAGUAGAAAAUUGGACGCAACAUGAAUUGAAAUAUGCACCACCGGGAAUGCAAAGUGGUUGGUUUUUGUCUGACUUACAAUUUUAUGAUCUACAAAAAACAUUAGCUAGCGGAACUGUGAUUGCUCUUAUACUCUCAGCUACAUUAGGUUUUAUAGUACUUGUACCGGCAACAUUAAGCCUCGUGAUUAGCUCAUGUGCUUUAGUGGCCAUGAUAUUUUCCGCAACUAUAACUAUAGCUAUAUUAGUAUUAAAUGGUUGGAAGCUCAAUGUUUUAGAAAGUGUAGCAAUAUCUACUUCGGCAGGGUUAGCUGUGGAUUUUAAUCUUCACUAUGCCCUUUCCUACGCUAAUGCUAAUGGAGCAAAGUCUGCGCGAGUCAAGUGUGCAUUGUCGUCGUCUUCUGGUCCAACUGCGGCUGCCGCGUUGACGACUGGGUUCGCAGGAAUAUUUUUAUUGCGCUCAAAUCUCCUGCCUUAUUCGCAGAUAGGGUCUUUUCUAGCUCUGAUAAUGGUAGUCAGUUGGAGUUAUGCAACAUUCUUUUUGUGUUCUCUUCUGCAAUUAGUUGGACGUAGCUCUGUGAAAGAAUCUCCUACAGAGGAAAGAAAAUCGGUAUCGCGAGUAAGUUCUGUUUGCUCAGGUGUUCCCAAUUUAGAGAGCCACGAGCUGGAGCACCUGGCAGACAGCAGUCGUACGAAUCUCACGCACUCCCGCAGUCCCUCUAAUGCUAGCGCCACUACCGUUGUUUUACACGAUGACUACGAUAAUUCUCACAAUAAAAUUGUUAAGAAGUCUAGUGAUACGAGUAAUAAUAAAUUCUCCGAAAACGACUGA